Equus caballus (horse) is the source of this 4075-nucleotide messenger RNA. RefSeq names its product Sad1 and UNC84 domain containing 2 (gene SUN2). Gene Ontology annotation, cellular component: meiotic nuclear membrane microtubule tethering complex; nuclear envelope. Gene Ontology annotation, molecular function: protein-membrane adaptor activity. Lineage: Eukaryota; Metazoa; Chordata; Mammalia; Perissodactyla; Equidae. The record is from RefSeq and is a predicted model, not a curated record.
GCGCGCGCCGCCCAGCCCCACUCGCGCAGGGAGGUUGUGCGCGGGCCGCAUUGUCCGCUCGUCUGCCGGCCUCGUCCCGCGCCGCAGCUCCCCGGACCCCGCGGCGAGCCCGCUAGGGGGCUUCCGACCCGGGAAGCGGGCGCGCCUGGGCGGCGCAGCGGGCCUCGGACGCCCCCGGCCCCGCACGGAGCCUGUCCGGCAGCAGACUCUCUUCAGGGGAAGGGUCCCCACCCCACCUCGUCAUGUCUCGUCGAAGCCAGCGCCUCACGCGCUACUCCCAGGGUGACGAUGACGGCAGCAGCAGCAGUGGAGGCAGCUCAGUGAUGGGGAGCCAGAGCACCCUGUUUAAAGACAGCCCUCUCAGGACCUUGAAGAAGAAAUCCAGCAACAUGAAGCGCCUCUCCCCAGCGCCACAGCUGGGCCCCUCCUCUGACGCGCACACCUCCUACUACAGUGAGUCGGUGGUCAGGGAGUCCUACAUUGGCAGCCCCCGGGCCGCCGCCCUCGCCAGGAGCUCCAUCUUCGACGACCAGCUGCACGGUGACUCCUACUGGAGUGAAGACCUGCGGGUAAGGAGGAGGAGAGGCACAGGCGGCACGGAGAGCAGCAAAAUCAACGGGCUGGCGGAGAACAAGCUCUCGGAGGACUUCUUCGGGUCUUCCUCCGGUUACUCUUCUGAGGAUGACUAUGCAGGAUACUCAGAGACGGACCAGCGGAGCUCGGGUUCACGGUUGAGGAGCGCUGUGUCUCGGGCAGGCUCUUUUUUCUGGAUGGUGGUCACUUCUCCAGGCCGGCUCUUCGGACUCCUCUACUGGUGGGUUGGCACCACCUGGUACCGCCUGACGACAGCUGCUUCCCUCCUCGACGUCUUCGUUUUAACCAGGCGCUUCUCGUCCCUGAAGACGUUCCUGUGGUUCCUCUUGCUGCUGCUGCUCCUGACUGGCCUGACGUACGGUGCGUGGUAUUUCUACCCCUACUGGCUGCAGACGUUCCACCCCGCCGUGGUUUCCUGGUGGGCAGGGAAGGGCAACAGCCAGCAGCAUGAGGUGUGGGAGUCCAGAGAGUCGUCCCCACAGUUCCAGGCUGAGCAGCGCCUUCUGUCCCGGGUGCACUCUCUGGAGCGGCGCUUGGAAGCUCUUGCUGCCGAGUUCUCCUCCAACUGGCAGAAGGAGGCCAUGCGGCUGGAACGCUUGGAGCUGCGGCAAGGGGCUACGGGGCAGGGAGGCAGCGGCAGCCUGAGCCACGAGGACACCCUGGGGCUCCUGGAGGGGCUGGUGAGCCGCCGGGAGGCUGCCCUGAAGGAGGACUUCCGCAGGGACACUGCUGCCCGGAUCCAGGAAGAACUGGUUACCCUGAGAGCAGAACACCAACAAGACUUAGAGGACCUCUUCAAGAAGAUUGUCCAGGCCUCCCAGGAGUCUGAGGCUCAACUCCAGCAGCUGAAGUCCGAAUGGCAACGGAUGACGCAGGAGUCCUUCCGGGAGAACUCCAUGAAGGAGCUGGGGCGGCUGGAGGGCCAGCUGGCCGGCCUGCGGCAGGAGCUGGCAGCCCUGACCCUGAAGCAGAGCUCAGUGGUGGACCAAGUGGACCUGCUGCCCCAGCAGAUCCAGGCCGUGCGGGACGACGUGGAGUCUCAGUUCCCUGCCUGGGUCAGUCAGUUCCUUCUCCGAGGUGGGGGAACCCGCGCUGGGCUCCUUCAGCGAGAGGAGAUACAAGCGCAGCUGCAGGAGCUGGAAAGCAAGAUCCUCGCCCACAUGGCUGAGAUGCAGGGCAAGUCAGCGAGGGAGGCCGCAGCCAGCCUGGGGCUGACGCUGCAGAAGGAAGGUGUAAUCGGGGUCACAGAGGAGCAGGUGCACCGCAUUGUAAAGCAGGCCCUGAAGCGCUACAGCGAGGACCGCAUCGGGAUGGUGGACUACGCGCUGGAAUCGGGAGGGGCCAGUGUCAUCAGUACCCGGUGCUCCGAGACCUACGAGACCAAGACGGCCCUCCUCAGCCUCUUUGGCAUCCCCCUGUGGUACCACUCGCAGUCGCCCCGAGUCAUUCUCCAGCCAGACGUGCACCCAGGCAACUGCUGGGCCUUCCAGGGGCCCCAGGGCUUUGCUGUGGUUCGCCUUUCUGCCCGCAUCCGCCCCACUGCUGUCACCUUAGAGCAUGUGCCCAAGUCCUUGUCGCCGAACAGCACCAUCUCCAGUGCCCCCAAGGACUUCGCCAUCUUCGGCUUUGAUGAAGACCUGCAGCAGGAAGGGACACUCCUUGGCCAGUUCACCUAUGACCAGGAUGGGGAGCCCAUUCAGACAUUCUAUUUUCAGGAUCCUAAAAUGGCCACGUACCAGGUGGUGGAGCUGCGGAUCCUGACUAACUGGGGCCACCCCGAGUACACCUGCAUCUACCGCUUCAGGGUGCACGGGGAGCCCGCCCACUAGGCCGCCUCUGUGCCACUGCCAGCCAGCUGGGAGGCCAGCUCCUCUCCGCAUGCGCCCCCUCUGGGAGUGGGUGAGCAGCAGCCCUGCCACUCCCCCCAACACGCUUGAUCAGUGCACUGACUUCCCGGAGCGGGAACCCCUGCCCAGUGGGGAUGAGAAGGAAUGUGCAGGCUUUCCUAGCAACAGGGCGGCUUGAGGUGGAUGGCAGGCUCCAGCGUCUUUUCAUUCUUUGUUCUCCUCGCGCCAGCACCGGGCAUCUACCUCCUCCUCCUGGGAGGGUGUAUAUAUGUAGCAUAUCAUGGGGGACUGAGAGGCAGGGAGAGGGGAUGAGUGAACAUGUUCCAGCGAAGGUGGGGAGACCGGACUGCCCCUUACCCCUGGUGGAGGGCUGGCACACGGGAACUGCCGUUGGGAGGUGUGUGAAUGAAGCAGGUGCCAAAGCUCUAGGUGGGACAAGCUAGGGCCUGGGGCAGGCAAGCUACCUGUCCCCAGGCAGGGAGGGGAGGCCCUCUGGAAGGAGAGUACAGGUUGGGACUGGGCCCCAGGCAGGAAGCUCCUGGGAGAUGGCAGCUGGGCUCUUCCAGAAAGCUAGUGCCAUCAACCUAGGGGAGCUUGGCCCACAGUGUGCCUGAAGGACUUCUAUAAGCUGUGUUUGUCCCAGGUUGAGGUGGGCCGUAGGGCUUCUUGUACCGUAGAGGGUCUGGCUCCUCUGAGCCUCAGGGCUGCUACCUGUGUGACCCUGAGGGGCCCAGGGGCCAGCCCUGUAAGAUUCCCCUCUGCCGGGGACAGUAGCUGCGUUCUCUCUCCUGAUGAUGAGACUGGGGCCCACUCUGCUCCCCAUUCCUGCUAGGGCUUGCCCUCCCCUAGGGUGCAGGGACCCCAGACCUGUCUGAGGCCAUAAGCAUCUGGGAUCAGCUGAAAGGGUGGAGAGCAAGGGAUGGCCUGGGCUCUUGUGGUCCAGUGACAAUGAUGACCUGUUCAGGGUGUCAUGGUGGGAGGAGGUCUGUCUGCACUGUGGGCCCUGCCCCCCCAUCCCAAUCAGGUCCCUGAUGUAAGGGGCCUUAACUCUCAGCCACCCCCCUGGGGCCCUUUCAGCUCUUGCUCAAUUCUGUUUCCUUUCUAUGUUUCCUUUCUAGGUUGUUUUCUAUGGGGGACAGUCGGGUGGGGGGCUGGGGGAGGAGGCUGGGUAGGGAAGGGGCCUAAGGGGGGCGCUUUUAGACCCAGUAGGCCCUGCUGUAUUAUGUAUAUAUUUUUCAAGGUCUUUUUUAACUGAAAAGCUAAAGGCUUGAUUCCUAGCCCCGUUCUGUGGGGCACUGGGUGACUUCAGUUCCUUGUAACCUGGCUGCCACAGGGGCUCGGGGCACUGGUUCUAGUCAUGUGGUUGGUUCCAGCCUGUGGGAAGGGGGCAGAAGUGGCUGCUGUGCAGGCAGGUGCCCUGAGGAGCAGGGCUGGGCCCCGGCUGGGGCUGGGGUGGAGGCGAGGCUGUGGCCACCUGUGGUCCUCCAGCACGGGCCUCGGCACAGCCCCUGCCCCGGACAACCAGGUUUUGUUUUGCGCUCUCCUGUCACAAAUGCUGCACUAUUGGUUCUUAAUUUUUUAUCUCCAGAUUCUAAUUUAUGCCUAUGCAAAAAAUAAAUUAUGCCCAGGAUUAA